AUGGCUAGAGAAAACUCCACUGUGGUAUUUGAGUUUAUCCUCCAGGGAUUUUCGGAUCAUCCAGAGCUGCAAACUGCCAUUGUUGGGGUGUUCUUGGUUAUCUAUAUCAUCACGCUGAUGGGCAAUCUUGGGAUGAUCUUGUUAAUCACUGCUGACUCUCGACUUCACACCCCCAUGUACUUCUUCCUCAGCCAGUUGUCUUGUAUAGAUUUCUGCCAUUCCUCCAAUAUCAUCCCAAAAGCACUAGAAAAUUUCCUUUGGGAUAGGAAGGUUAUUUCCUUUACCGAAUGCUUUGUACAGAUGUAUAUCUUUAUUGUUUGUUCUUCCUCUGAGUGCUUCUUUCUGUCAUUGAUGGCUUAUGACCGUUAUGUAGCCAUCUGUAAUCCCUUACUUUACACAGUUGUGAUGUCCUUCAAGCGAUGUCUCAUGUUUGCUGCUGUGAUGUAUACUGCAGCCUUUCUCAAUUCAAUGUUACACACUACCUGGACAAGCAGUUUAUCUUUUUGUCACUCCAAUGUUAUUGAUCACUUCUUCUGUGAAAUACCUUCACUCCUCAAGCUCUCCUGCUCCAACAUCCACAAGAAUGAAGUUCUGUUAUUCAGUAGUGCUGUAGUGCAUAUAGUAGGCUCGAACCUGAUAAUCAUUGGUUCCUAUGCUUAUAUCCUGUCCACCAUCCUGCGGAUGAGAUCUGCAGAAAGCAAGCGAAAAGCUUUCUCCACUUGUGCCUCUCACCUGACAGCUGUCAUUGUGUUCUAUGGAACUGGGGCCUGCACAUACUUACAGUCUCAUACAGAGAAUUCACAAGAACAGGAUAAAAUGGCCUCUAUGUUCUACACUGUGGUGACCCCAAUGUUGAACCCCCUCAUCUACAGUCUGAGGAACAAAGAGGUAAAGGAUGCCAUGAGUAGAGAGAUGAGCAGGAAAAUGGUUGUAAAAUGA
Messenger RNA from Alligator mississippiensis (American alligator), 939 nucleotides. Its product is annotated as olfactory receptor 5F1-like. Gene Ontology annotation, cellular component: membrane. Gene Ontology annotation, biological process: G protein-coupled receptor signaling pathway; sensory perception of smell. Lineage: Eukaryota; Metazoa; Chordata; Crocodylia; Alligatoridae. Gene Ontology annotation, molecular function: odorant binding; G protein-coupled receptor activity; olfactory receptor activity. The record is from RefSeq and is a predicted model, not a curated record. The coding region runs from base 1 to 939 and encodes 312 amino acids. The transcript has a single exon.